AUGAAUUGUUUGAAGGUGGUGUACCCGCAGGUGCCUGCGCUGGUCCACUACCCCCACCCGGUGCUGCGGUUGGUGGCUCAACCGGUAACCGUGUUCGACGAUGACCUGCGGCGGUUCUGCCAGGGCAUGUUCGCCUGCAUGGCCUCAUCGCGGGGCGUGGGUCUGGCGGCUCCGCAGGUGGGCGUGUCGAAGCGCAUCUUCGUGACCGACCGCCUCACCCGCUCCAAGGACCAGGUGCCCGUCGACCGGCAGGUGUGGAUCAACCCGCGCCUGGAGAACACCGGCGGCAGCUCGGUCUACAAGGAGGGCUGCCUCAGCUUUCCGGGCAUCUUCGCCGACGUGACCCGCUACAACGGCCUCGACAUCGUGGCGCAGGACGAGUGGGGCGUAGAGCGGCGGGUGGCAGGCCUGGACGUGGGCCUCGGCGACUUCCUCGGCGUCGUCGUGCAGCACGAGCUGGACCAUCUCAACGGCCGGGUCUUUGUCGAUCAUCUCACGCCACAACAAUUCGAGCUAGUGCGCGCAAGGCUGGGCGAGAUGGAGGCUGACUACAAGCAGGCCACAGGCGAAGAGGGCACCGUGAUCCGUCGCUGA
Molecule: messenger RNA, 594 nt
Organism: Acanthamoeba castellanii str. Neff
Lineage: Eukaryota; Discosea; Longamoebia; Acanthamoebidae
Product: polypeptide deformylase
Exons: 1
Coding region: 1-594 (197 amino acids)
Biological process (GO): peptidyl-methionine modification; N-terminal protein amino acid modification
Cellular component (GO): mitochondrion
Molecular function (GO): peptide deformylase activity
Source: RefSeq, a predicted model, not a curated record